AUGUAAAAAAACACCUUAUCAUAGCUAUAAGAAACUUUUUCGAGUGGAUUUCCCAAAAAUAAUGGAAUGAAGAUUAAUUAGAUGAAUUACAUAAUUAAUAACAUAUACUAAAUUAACCAGAAGGACUAGAAUAAAUAGGAGAAUCGAAAUAUCAACCUGAAAUUCUUGUAGAUCCACCUAAACUUCCAUCUGAAGAUUCACCUGUAUCCACAUAAAGAUUCCUUUAAAAUACCAAAAACACCAGAAAUACCAGGAAUACAAAAAAUGCCAGAAAUACCAGAACAGCCAGAAACACUUGAAUUCUCAUAGUAAGAUAAAGAGAUUAACGAACCUUCUCACUUAUGGAUGGAAAGUUUAUCAGAAAUCAAAAAGCAAAUACUAUAGCCUAUUUACAGUUUGAAAAAUGAUAUUUACCAACAUUCCAGAUUAUACUAAAAUGAUAAUACACAAAAAAGUGAGGAAAAAAUUAUUAUAGAGAGCCUGAUGAUAUAUGUUAAAAUAAUCAUGAAUAAAUGCGAUAAUCAAGGCUUAUAAAUAUUCGAUCUCAAAAUAGAGUAGAGAAAUAUUAUUAGAAAAGCCAAUAAUCUACUAAUUAUGAAUAAGUUUAAGAAUGUAUUCUUUAAACCAGCCAUCCACCUGCCUCAUACGCUCUAUCGUAAUAAUCAUAUGAUACCUCUGCUCCUAGUAAAAAAUCAUAUAAUUUUUAACCUCGCAUUCCGUGUUUAAAUUAAACCUAAAUAAAUCUCAAGUUAGAAGAAGAAAAGCUCAAUUUAUAAACUAAAAUUAAGGAGCAUCUAACAGAAUAAGGAAAAAUUUUUUUUUAAAACAUUUCAUAAAUAUCUUAACAGGAUUACGAUUAAUUUGGAAAUGAUAGAUAGAUAUUGCUAAGAUGAUAUAAGUCUUAAAUUAACAAAGUAUGAUUUUUAUUAAUACCUUUUGGAGAAUUAUAUUUCAAACUGAAUGAAAAAUUGUCGACAAUUCAGCAUCAAAGGUUUAAUCAUAAUUUCAUAAGUGAAAUUAAUAUGCUAGGUUAUUAGCAUACUAUUUAAAGAAGUAUUAAUUAACAGCAAUUGAAACAUAGAAAGUAUGUAAUUAAUAAAGGGUAUUUAGGGAUAAAAAAUCAAAUAACAUUCUGAUGAUCCUAUAUAUCAUGAAUUGUUUAAUUACAAUUCAGAAGGAAUAGCCAUAAUUAUAAAAUGUCUUCCUUUGAAACUAACUGGUACUAUUUUAAGUUUCCAGCAUAAUUCGAUAUAAGAAUUUAUAUAUGCAAAAUUUAUCAUAACUAAUCUUCUUGCAAUAAGUUCUAUCAUUAAUUAAUACAAAUAAUUGAAAGCAAAUAUUACCUUAUAAAAUUUUAAGAUUAACAUGAAUAGUUAAAAGUUGAAGAAAAAUUAAUUCAUUUUAAUUUGUAUUUAAAUUUAUUUAUUUAAUAAUUUGGAUUAAUAAUCUAAUAAAGAUACAGCAAGAGAUAUAUUUAUUGAUUAAUUUAAUAGCGUUUUGGCAUUAAUAUUAAGAGAGUUAAAAAUUUAUCAAUCAACCAAUGAUUUAUUGAGUUCAAUUGAUAUUUCACCAUUAAAUAGUGUUAUUAUGGCAAAUUAAUUUUACAUGAGGACAAUAAGAUUUAUAAAAGAAUAUUUAGAAAAUAAUUAAGAUUUAAAAUGAGUAUUACAUUUUUUAAUUUUAAUUUCAAAAAUAUCAUCGAAAUUUAUCAAUAUUAGUUCAAAUUCGAUUUAAUUAUUAACAUAUUUGUAGGAAUUAUUUUAUGAAAAAAGUUUCUGUGAAAUUUAGAUAAAAGAUGUUAAGUUAUUAGGAUUUAAUUGUAUUGGGUGUGAUUUUACAAAGUCAAAAUUAGAAAAUGUUACUACGGAGGGGACUAACUUAUAUUUUUGUAAAAUUGCAGAAGCAGAGUGGAAGGACAUAAUCUCCUAGAAUUUACCAACAUUUUCAUUUAAUAUUGGUCCUAUAAUCAAAGCAUUAUUCUCUUUUGAUGGUUAAUACAUAGCAUCUCCUGGCCUUUAACAAAAUUUAGUAAUAUAUUAGAUAUUUACUGUAUUGAUUUUUAAAAAAUAUUCAACUUAAAAAAGUGUUGUUCUAACACAAAAUCCACACUUGUCUAUUUCUAUAAGGAAACUUUGAACAUUCUGAGCUUUUAUGAGGAUUAAAAAUAAAAUGAUAUAAAUAUUGUUUAAAGCAAUGAAAUUGAAGUAAAUUAAUAACACAUCAAAUUUAAAUUUAAAAUAAAUGACUCUGUUGUUUUAAUAAAAUUUUCAAAUUAAGAUAGCUAUUUAUUAGUUGGAUGCUAAAAAGGGAAAAUAUUCAUCUAUAAAUUUUUGAAUUAAUAAUUUACUUUAUUUUCUAAAAUACAAGGAAGGAGUAGAAAAAUAUUUGAUUUUUAUUCUGAUGAAAAUAGUUUGAUAGCUUGUGACUAAAAUUAAAACUAUUAGAACAUUUACAUAAGAUUAUUAAGUAACAAGAAUCGUUUUUAGCCCUGAUGGAAAACUAUUUGCAUAUGCUACAACAGAUGGAGUGAGUAAAGUAUAUCGUUUAAUGACAUUAAAAGAUAAGGCAAAAUUAGUUGGUCACAAAAAUGCUGUUAGAUGUGUCUGUUUUCCUAGAGAGGGCAAUAUAUUGGUGAGUGGAGGAGAUGAUAAAAUGUUCGAAUAUGGAAUUAUAUGUAAGGUAUAUAAAUUGGUGAGAAUUUACAUGGCCACUUUGAUGUGAUUUAUAGCAUUGAAUUUUCAAAACCAAAUGGAACAAUUAUUUUAUCAGCAGGAAAGGAUGGACUUAUAAAAUAAUGGAAUCAUUCUGAUAAUUAUCAUGUUAGUGAAUAUCUACCUGGUUAUGAAGGCAGCAUUCUAUUUAUGGUUCUAUCUUAAGAUUCUCAAAGAAUAAUAACAAAAGGUAAAGAUAAGAAAAUAAUAUAAUGGAAUAUUGAAACAGCAUCUGUUGUAAAUUAAAUGAUAUCUUUAUAAAGUAGCCAAGAAUUCUCAAUUAAUAAAUUAUAUUCUUCUUGUUAAUUAAGUCCUAUCAUUAUUGUUAAUGAUGACCAACAUAUAAUCACAGAUGGAUUCGGUCAUUCAAUUUCAAUUUUUGACAUUUACACUUGCAAUUAAACUAAUUUUUAAAUCUCAUAUCUAAGACCUAAAGGGGAAGUUAUUAUUUUAGCAUAAUCCCAAAAGUAAAAUUUGAUAUGUUCAAGAACUAAAAAUGGUGAAAUUAAAAUAUAGGAUAGUUUUAAUGGAAGAUAAUUUACACAAAUAGAAAUCUUAAGAAAAUUUUAAUAAAAGGGUAGCAUGCUUAGCAUUAACAUUUGA
Messenger RNA from Paramecium primaurelia, 3314 nucleotides. NCBI's taxonomy places the organism in Eukaryota, Ciliophora, Oligohymenophorea, Peniculida, Parameciidae. The record is from the annotation of a GenBank genome assembly.